UGCGUGCCUCAAAAUAAAAUGGCGGACCACAGCUGCAUCAGAGGUUUGAAUUCGCCGCGGUUGUGGCUUUUUUCUGUGCAAUCUUUAAUCAAUUUGUGUUUGUCUUUUCUCGCGUUGAGAGCUGUAGUGGUCGAGGGUCAAACUGAAGAUGCAUUCCGAGCAGGAAAUACCGUUGUUUCACCGGUCGCUGCAGCAGCACGGGAUCUACGGUACCUGCUUUACGACAUCAACCCCCCAGAGGGUUUCAACCUGCGUCGGGAUGUGUACAUUCGCAUGGCAUCCCUGGUGAAGACCCUGAGGAGACACAGUGACUGGGUGCUGGUGCUGCCCCCCUGGGGACGUCUCUACCACUGGCAAAGCCCAGACAUCCACCAGAUCAGGAUCCCCUGGGGAGAGUUCUUCAGCCUCACCAGCCUGCAGGGCAACGUGCCUGUCAUAGAGUACGAGGAGUUUAUAGCUGAGUCUGGAGGCCCAUUUAUUGAACAGGUCCUGGUGCUACAGAACUACGCUGAAGGGUGGACUGACGGGAAAUGGGAGGAGAAAGUGGACGAGCGACCCUGCGUUGAGCGGUUAAUGUACUCCAAAGACAAACAGGGUUAUUACAGAGGCUGGUUUUGGGGCUAUGAGGAAACCAGGGGUGUGAACGUCACUUGUCUGUCAGCUCAGGGCCACGCCUCCAUCCUGGCACCACUCCUGCAGAACAACAUCACAUCAACAUCAGUGAUGUUGGACAAAGCAGAGACUGUCCUCCAUGAUCACUACGCAGGAAAGGACUACUGGGAUACUCGCCGCAGUAUGGUCUUUGCCAAACACCUGCGUCUCCUAGGGGACGAGUUUCGAGCAAAGUACCUGAACUCCACAGACGAGCUGGACCAGACCGUAUACAAUGAAGACUGGACUCGCAUUAAGAAUAAGCUGGGUUCUGCCAGAGGGGGGCCGUACUUGGGUGUCCACCUGAGAAGGAAGGAUUUUAUCUGGGGUCACAGAGAGGAUGUGCCCAGCCUCAAAGGAGCUGUCAAGAAGAUCAGGAACCUCAUGAAGAAAAGCAAACUAGACAGAGUCUUUGUUGCCACUGACGCAGAUGAGGAAGAGCUGGAGGAGCUGAAGAAGAUGUUACCAGAGAUGACACGCUUUGAGCCCACCUGGGAGGACCUGGAACUACUCAAGGACGGGGGCGUGGCUAUCAUCGACCAAUGGAUCUGCGCACAUGCCAGGUAUUUUAUCGGAACAUCUGUGUCGACCUUCUCUUUCCGGAUCCACGAGGAGAGAGAGAUUCUGGGAUUCGACCCCAAAACCACCUACAACCGCUUCUGUGGGGACAGUGAGAAGGAGUGUGAACAGCCUACACACUGGAAAAUAGUUUACUGAUGCAACGACGCAACACCCCUUUCAACACCUCUCAAUGAACAUGCCAAUUGCAGUGUUAACGUGGAGCUUUGUUCUUUUUAUAUAUAUAUAUAUAUAUGUUCUAAUAGUGUUUUUUUGUGUAAUGUUUUUAUUGUUUUGAGAAUUGUCCUAACUGGCCUGUAUUGACCACUGUGAAUAGACAAACAAACUUCGAAGACGUUUUAAAGGUCACCACUUUAUUUUCACUCGUUUGCACUCAUGUCUGCUAAAUUUACGUAUAUAAACCAUUGUUUUAUCAAUCAUGAUGGCAGCACCUAUGUGAAAAAUGAGCAUCAGAUUUGGCUGCAAUGCAUGGUAUAUAUUGCUGCCUUUUUUUGUGUAACAUGAAUUGAAAGAGCAGUGUCUUUCAUUUACUUCUGCCAAUUCAAAGUCUAUUUGGUUGUUUAUCUUCCUUAUUAUGCUGUACCAUAUUUGGUGAGCUUAUUAUGCUGUUCCAUAUUUGGUGAGCUUAUUAUGCUGUACCAUAUUUGGUGAGCUUAUUAUGCUGUACCAUAUUUGGUGAGCUUAUUAUGCUGUACCAUAUUUGGUGAGCUUAUUAUGCUGUACCAUAUUUGGUGAGCUUAUUAUGCUGUACCAUAUUUGGUGAGCUUGAGAAACCUUUUUUCUUUUUGUUUUGUUUUCCUUUGUGAAUAGCCUAUGAUAGAAACUUUGUUGCUUGGUUGACAUUUCAGUCUUCCAACAGAGAGAAGCAGAUAUAUGUGACUAAAUAUAGUAUGUUGAUGUGCCAUUUUUGUUCCACUUGAUCUGUUAAAGGUAAGUUCAAAGCCGCAUAGUGAACAUGGAUUGACCAGUUUAUUAUGGUGAAACCCCAAAUAUGAUCUAUAUGAUCAGAUAUCAACAGAACUUUGACAAGGAUUACAAUUACAGUAAGGUUUGUUCUUCAGACUACAUAUACUGAAUGGCAAUGCAUUUUAGUAUUUUUCCACUUGUAUGACUGUCAUUUAGGAAAUGAUUUAAUUUUAAACACGUUUCAAGACUAUCAAUCAGAGCACAUACCAUAUUUUCGCUGAUUACAUCAUCCUUUUUCUUUCCUUUUUCUUACAUCAAAAGGACUGCUGAGACUGACACAAAGCUAUCACCUGUCAAGAUGUUCUAAGGUGACCGUCAUUAAAGAGACUAUUUUCAAAGAA
Molecule: messenger RNA, 2537 nt
Organism: Coregonus clupeaformis (lake whitefish)
Lineage: Eukaryota; Metazoa; Chordata; Actinopteri; Salmoniformes; Salmonidae
Product: GDP-fucose protein O-fucosyltransferase 2
Exons: 9
Coding region: 19-1368 (449 amino acids)
Biological process (GO): protein O-linked glycosylation via fucose
Molecular function (GO): peptide-O-fucosyltransferase activity
Source: RefSeq, a predicted model, not a curated record